CUCCCGGCCCCGCCCGCCGCACGCACGCGCACUGAGCCCAGCAUGAGGGUCGCGGCUCUGAUCAGUGGUGGGAAGGAUAGCUCUUAUAAUAUGAUGCAGUGCAUUGCUGCUGGGCAUCAGAUUGUUGCUUUAGCAAAUCUGAGACCAGCUGAAAACCAAGUGGGGGCAGAUGAACUGGAUAGCUACAUGUAUCAGACAGUGGGUCAUCACGCUAUUGAUUUGUAUGCGGAAGCAAUGGCUCUUCCCCUCUACCGCCGCACCAUUAGAGGAAGGAGUGUGGAUACAGGACGAGUGUAUACCAAAUGCGAAGGUGAUGAGGUCGAAGAUCUCUAUGAGCUUUUGAAACUUGUUAAGGAAAAAGAAGAAGUAGAGGGGAUAUCAGUAGGUGCUAUACUUUCUGACUAUCAGCGUGUUCGAGUAGAAAAUGUGUGUAAAAGGCUUAAUCUCCAGCCUUUAGCUUACCUUUGGCAGAGAAACCAGGAAGAUUUGCUCCGAGAGAUGAUAUCGUCUAAUAUUCAAGCAAUCAUCAUUAAAGUAGCAGCUUUGGGUUUAGAUCCAGAUAAGCAUCUUGGAAAAACCCUGGAUCAAAUGGAACCUUAUCUCUUAGAGCUUUCUAAGAAGUAUGGAGUCCAUGUUUGUGGAGAAGGAGGAGAGUAUGAAACAUUCACUUUGGAUUGCCCUCUAUUUAAGAAGAAAAUAAUUGUGGAUUCAUCAGAAGUGGUCACACAUUCAGCUGAUGCAUUUGCACCUGUUGCUUAUCUACGCUUUUUGGAAUUGCACUUGGAGGACAAGGUGUCCACGGCGCCUGACAACUACAGAACAUCUAAUUAUAUACAUAAUUCUUGAAGAACAUUUUGAACAUUGUUUACUAAGCUGCCAUUUCUAUAUGAAAAAAACUACACAACAUUUUCUCAACUAUUAUAUCCAGCUCAUUCUCUGCAUUUUUUAUUAGAAAUAUAUAUCUUUAUCAGAAGAAGUUAGUAGGAACAUUGAUUAAUUGGGGAAAUGUGAAAGCCUCAUUCAUUAUUAUUGGUGACUUCCUCAGGAUUCACUUUCUCUGACUUUAGUUACCAUGUCCUAUCCAUGACCUGUACAUAGUAUGUGGUCUUUUUUCCCCUUUUACUUCAUCUCCAACUCUCAUUUCUGUAACAUUUAUCUUCUUUCAUCCCAUUGUUUUAUUUUUCUCCUUUUCUCUUUCUUGCUUUCAUUUCUGCCAGUUGUCUAAUGAUGCAGAGCAUUUGAAAAUCAGAAUGAAAAGGCAGUUUACUUAGCCAAUCAAGUUUAUUCUACUGGAUAUUACGGGCAUGCCUUGUCAUUUUUUGUUUCGAUAUAGUAUUCAUUUUAUCAACAGUAUUGGACAAUCAGGAAGAAUAUCAUUAGAUCUGAGUAUUUUAUAACAAUGAAUAAUGCAAUUUUUAUAUCCAA
Lontra canadensis (Northern American river otter) is the source of this 1425-nucleotide messenger RNA. It is a transcript of the gene DPH6, whose product is annotated as diphthamine biosynthesis 6. The transcript has 9 exons. The record is from RefSeq and is a predicted model, not a curated record. NCBI's taxonomy places the organism in Eukaryota, Metazoa, Chordata, Mammalia, Carnivora, Mustelidae. Gene Ontology annotation, biological process: protein histidyl modification to diphthamide. The coding region runs from base 43 to 846 and encodes 267 amino acids. Gene Ontology annotation, molecular function: diphthine-ammonia ligase activity.